UUUAAUGGACCGUUCCAUGGAAUUGGAAGUUGAGGAUCGUCUGAAGGAGCUCCGCAUUACAGCUAUGAGGUCAGUGUCGAAGAAGGCUGCCGCCAACAAUUUGAAAAGCUUCAACAAGAUACGAAUGGGUCUGGAGGCGUCUUGGAUGAGGGAGAAGACGGAGUUCAUUGAAGAACACAACAAGGUUCUGAGCUUGCUCAGAACCAAUUUACCUCGCACCUCUUCUAGUGGUCCGGUUUUGACCGGUCACAAACAGAAGAAAGCAUUAGCUUAUGCUGAGGUGGUGAAGAAAUUGAACCACGCGAGGCUCAAUGCACUGCGGUUCAAUCCGGCGACGGCUUUUAGGGAUUCCUACACGAGCUUAUCCGUUAGAGAAUCCACAGGAAAAAUUAGCAUUCGCGAAAUCUGGGAUUUAGUCCGGAUGCUGGCAGGUGAGGAUAUCAUACACCAUAGCCGUAAACACCGAAGCAUUUCAAAUGAAAUGUCAUUGGUACUUGGUGCAAAGCGCUACCUGGAAUGGAGGCAUGUGAAAUACAUCAUGAGCAGAAUCUCAGAGGAUCCUGUACUGGCUGCCCUGGGAGGGGAGGUUGUAAACUUGAAACAAAUCCGCGCAUUCCUCAGGGUGCAUUUAAAAGAUUAUGGAGUUCUAGAUUUUGAUGCAGGUCAUGAUGCUUGUAGUCCGCCUCCUGUCGAUACCACUUGGCAGCAGAUUUACUUUUGCAUGAGAGCUGGGUAUUAUGAUGAAGCAAGAACCGUUGCUUCAUCAUCAAAUGCUUCACAGGAGUUUGCGCCUCUGCUCAAUGAGUGGAUUACAUCUGGAGGGAUGGUGUCUGUGGAGAUUGCAGCCACAGCUUCUGAUGAAUUGGAUAUGAUGUUAAGACCAGUUAAUGUUAAGGGUGGAGCUGGAUAUGAGAAGGAAAAGUUGUUACUAUAUUCUCUCAUAUCUGGUUCAAGAAGCCUUUUUGACAGCCUGCUAGAAGAUCAGCCAACUCUAUUCGACACUGAAGAGGAUUUCUACUGGUUUAGAUUAUCAUCUAUAAGAGAACCAGUUGGAGCUGCAUCCACUGUUAUGAAUGCUGGCUUGGAACCAUACACAUUGAAGGAUUUGCAGGUCUAUGUGAAUAACUCUGCCCCAGGAACUUAUACAACAAAUGGAGCAGACCCUCUGAUGUAUCCUUAUGUUUUGCUUUUAAGUAUCCAGUUGAUAACAGCUAUCGUAUACAUGUCUAAUGAAAUUGGAGGUGAAGGGUAUAACAUUGAUGCUGCCCACAUAUCAAUUGCGCUAGCGGACCACGGUGUCCUCUCUGAAGUUGCUGGUGCCGGACAAGGGAUUGGUGUGAUGGAUGCUUAUGAAAAGGCAUCUCGCAUCACCAAGCAGUAUGGAUCUGUGAAUUUCCUUCCUGAUAAUCUAUCAAUGGCUUUAGAAUAUUAUGCACAAGCUGCUGCUGUCCUUGGUGGUGGACGGUUGUCGUGGCCUAUAAGAGGUAAUGUGGAUCAGCAAAGGCAGAGAAAUUUGAUGCUGAAGCACGUCCUGACAGAGCUUUUGAUGCGAGAGGGUGGUAUCUGCCUUCUUCUUGGUUCAAGAGGCAAGGAAGGUGAACUGUCAAGGUUUUUCACUGAUGUGGAAGGAAGGAUACAGUUCCUGCAUGAAGCUGCUCAGCAGUGUCAGGAAGUUGGGUUAUCUGACAAGUCUUUGGAGAUUACCAAUCGCAUUGGAGACGGUUGAAGCUGAUGAACGUGAUACAGAGUUUCCGAUCGCUUCCAACUCUUCACCUAGUCUACCUCUGCCUAUGUUAAGCCAACUUGUUGCCCAAUUUUAUUCUUUUCUAAUCUCUGUGUUUAAUACUUACCUUGUAUAACCUGAACAUGAUAUAAAUAUGCAGUACAAUUGAUCCUCUUGUGUGAGAGGAGGUUUACCAAGUUUUCCUAUGGAACGUUGGG
Messenger RNA from Rosa chinensis, 1941 nucleotides. RefSeq names its product nuclear pore complex protein NUP93A. Gene Ontology annotation, biological process: protein import into nucleus; poly(A)+ mRNA export from nucleus. The transcript has 8 exons. Gene Ontology annotation, molecular function: structural constituent of nuclear pore. Gene Ontology annotation, cellular component: nuclear pore. The record is from RefSeq and is a predicted model, not a curated record. The coding region runs from base 5 to 1726 and encodes 573 amino acids. NCBI's taxonomy places the organism in Eukaryota, Viridiplantae, Streptophyta, Magnoliopsida, Rosales, Rosaceae.